This is a messenger RNA of Penicillium alfredii, 387 nucleotides long. RefSeq lists its product as uncharacterized. The record is from RefSeq and is a predicted model, not a curated record. The coding region runs from base 1 to 387 and encodes 128 amino acids. The transcript has 2 exons. Lineage: Eukaryota; Fungi; Ascomycota; Eurotiomycetes; Eurotiales; Aspergillaceae.
AUGUCUUCCACCGACGAGGCACUGCUGGCUCUGACAUCCAUCACCUUCAUUGUGGCCGUGGGAGGUGCCCUGAUCCACGGUCUAAACUUCUGGAGACGAUAUCGAAUCCAUGUGCAAGUCACCGACAAGGCUCCAUCAGUUCACAGCAUCGAUCUGGAGGCCGCCGAGCCUAGCACUGAUGCUUCGCUUGCCAGGCCCGCGAGACUGCACUCGCGACAUGGGAGUAUGCAAUCUACACGGGGAUGGCCAGGGUACAAUGAGCGCAGAGGGAGGUCACAGGUUGAGCGCAAGCCAGUGACGAUGGACUACUUGCCAUUCAGCAUCCCCGAGGAUCUGGAUGAGCGAACGGAAACACCAGCCACCGUCAACCACUUUGCCCCGCCAUAG